Salpingoeca rosetta is the source of this 1448-nucleotide messenger RNA. RefSeq lists its product as uncharacterized. The record is from RefSeq and is a predicted model, not a curated record. The transcript has 9 exons. Gene Ontology annotation, biological process: alpha-ketoglutarate transport; mitochondrial citrate transmembrane transport. The coding region runs from base 70 to 960 and encodes 296 amino acids. Gene Ontology annotation, molecular function: tricarboxylate secondary active transmembrane transporter activity. NCBI's taxonomy places the organism in Eukaryota, Choanoflagellata, Craspedida, Salpingoecidae. Gene Ontology annotation, cellular component: mitochondrion.
ACAGCAGAGAGGUCGGCAACAGACACAGCAGAGAGGUCGGCAACAGACACAGCAGAGAUCUCGGUCGUCAUGGGCGGCGGUGGAACAGGGAAGAAGACGCUGCGCGACGCGCGCAACGGUGCCAUCCUGCAGAUGGUGGAAGCAGCAUCGCUUGGCAUGCCGCUGGAAGUCUGGAAGACACAUCUUGGGCGACACAGGAAUGAGACAACGUUCCAGGGCCUGUCCAACAUCUACAGGCAGCAUGGCGGCGGGUUCUCAGGCGUUCGCGCUUUCUGGAGGGGCACGACGGCCAAGAUGGUUGAGUCUGCGACCAAAGGAUCUGUGCUGAUGUUUUCGAAAGAGUUCCUGAAGGACACGAUGCUGAUGGCUGGUGCAUCCCCUGCCGCCGCAGGCUUCGUGGCCGGUGCUGGUGGUGGCGUUUGCCAGGUGAGCGUGAUGGGGCCCUGCACGUACAUUGUCACGUGCAUGGUGAACGGCGACAAGACGACGCCAAUCACCCAACAGAUCAAAUCAACCUUCAAACAAAAGGGCCUGCGCGGGUUUUAUCCUGGCGGCACCGCCAUCGCCUUCCGUCAAGCAACAAACUGGGCAAGCAGGCAGGGCUUCACAGACACCGUCAGAGAAGUGAUUAAGCGCAUGAAGUACGACGAUCCGGAGACGGCCAAGCUGACGGUUGGACAGGAGGUCAUGGCUGGCAUCAUCGGCGGUACCAUGGCCUGCUGGAACCACCCUUUUGAGGUUGCGAGAAUAGAGGCGCAGACGCGCGCUGCCGUCGGGGAGCCACCCCUCUCCUUCAUCAACACAUUCCGCACCGUCGUCAAAGCACACGGCGUCGCAGGCCUCUUCAAGGGCGUUGUGCCGCGGAUCUUCCUUGGGAUCUGGCAGACGACGUUUAUGGUCACGGGCGCCAACCUCAUCAGGGAGCACCUGCUCGGCGAGGAGCGAAAACUCGGCCACUGAUGCGCUGCCGACUGUUGACAAUGAUGCUGGUGCUGGUGCUGGUGGUGGCGCCGAAUGGGUUCAAGUGUUCACCUGUGCAGAACAUGUUCUCUCUGCCAUCGCCGCUGCUGUUACGUGUAUGUGACGCUCCUCCUGCCUCUUUCUUCCGCUUCUUCCUUAUACUGCCUCCUCAACCUCACGUUGUUGGAGGAGUUAUGUUGUCGCCUUGCCAGUGCACCACGUGUGCGGCUGGACUGAAGCAGUGGUUUUGUUCAGCCAUGGCGCUUGCACACGUUUGCUCGUCUUGAUGUUGUCUCUGCCCCUGUUUUUUGGUUGCUUGAAUGCGUUGUGCAGUUGUGUUGACGGGCGUCACAGUCGUGGCGGCUGGAUAGAUGGACUGGUGGGCAACGUGGUUUCCCGCUUUGGAUGGCUGUGUUUCAGUGGAGGGUGGCCUUCAGACUGUAUCGUUGAUGAAGACGUACGAAAGAAGUAUAAAGUGCAACUUACGU